Messenger RNA from Etheostoma spectabile (orangethroat darter), 2310 nucleotides. RefSeq names its product BCL2 modifying factor 2 (gene bmf2). Gene Ontology annotation, cellular component: myosin complex. The coding region runs from base 202 to 747 and encodes 181 amino acids. The record is from RefSeq and is a predicted model, not a curated record. The transcript is spliced from 4 exons. Lineage: Eukaryota; Metazoa; Chordata; Actinopteri; Perciformes; Percidae. Gene Ontology annotation, biological process: apoptotic process; positive regulation of apoptotic process; negative regulation of autophagy.
CCCCAGUCAUCAUGGGCGGGCCGCUUUUACACAGAAAAAAAACAACCCCGCUCAAGUCAGCAAACAUGUAUGAGUGGCUGUAAUGCAAAGAGGGAUACAAGUCGCAUCAACACAGUCUGUAUGUAACGGCGAGUUGUCAAGAUACCACCAAUCACAACGGAAAAAGCAUUUGCUGGCGGGAGUUUACCGCUGAGGCGUCGGAUGGACGAUGAGGAGGAGGACAUGUCACGGCCCAUCUCGCAGCUCUGGGGAACGCCCUUUAGGAACAUCAAAUACGAAGACCGCACCACACAUAUUGCGGCUGGACAGGCCCUCGCUGCCGUGCCCACGUUGCAGAGCCACAACAACAACAGCAUCGGUAUUAACACGCUGCCCUGCAGCUUGCACUGGCAGCCUCGCAUACCCUUUCACGGCAACGCUGGAUUACGCUCACAUUUCCCCGCUCAGUUUGAGCCCAUGGAGGACCGGGGAGAGAGACAGAUUGAAGAGGAGGAGGAAGAGGGCAGAGUGGAGGAAGAUGACAGGAUGGCAGAGAGGCCAGAGGAGCAGGCAGGGGUGAGCGUCGAGGCGCAAAUUGGUCGUAAACUUCGAGAGAUUGGAGACAAGUUCCAACGGGAUCACGUUGAACUGUUUGUAAGACAUCAGAGACAAAACCUGCCUGCCUGGAUGCGCCUUACGAUGGCCCUGUUUGGCUUUCUGUUUCCAAGAGAGGCUCUCUUCCCCCGCCCGAGAGGAGGUCAGAAUUGAAGGGGCUUCCUGUUGGCCCUCGCCUCAGCCCUUGUUUCCCCCAACAGGGACAAGACUUUUAAGAAAUGGCACUGUAAGAUGGAACACGGGUUUGGAUUUUGUUUUCUAAUUGAAUAUGAAGAUGAGAUGAGGAAAACACUGGUCACCGCUGGACGGAGGCCCAUUACAAUUUUUCUUAAUUUUUUUUAUUUUUUGUUUUUUUGCCUCUCCAAGAAGAAGCCAUUGCGUUUGAAGAGAUAUUUUCGAAAUAUUUGUAAGAUUACCUAUUUUGUACAGUAAACUACUCUUUUUAUUUGGUAUAAGUCUUGAAGGACCUCCAUCAGUCCAGGGAAUGCCUUAUUCUCUCCUGCCACAGUGCACCUCUUUUGCAUCAAGGAAAUCAUUAAAAAAAAGAAUAAUUUUAAGAUUAGGCCACUUGUUUGGGCGACAAACUGUGGACGUGGACAUUUUGUGCUGAAGUUACUAAACCUUGAGGACUCUGGGCACAUUUCUAAUUUAUUAUGAGUUAAACAAUAAGCCCUGUACUUAUCCUUUACUGUUCCACACUGGCUAAUUUGAAAAUGGUUGUGAUGACGUUAUGGUGGUGCUACACACUGGUGUUGCACUGUCGGUCAGUUUAGAUGUUUAACCAGCUUCCACUGUAGAUGCAGGGACAUUAUAUCAACCUGUGUCACCCAUCAGCCUCUCCAUUUCCAGUAUCACUCAUGCCGUUAUAAGACCCACUGUGUAGAGUUCGAUCCUGUAGAUUUAAAGGAUAAACACAUGUAUACUUGAAUGUAGGUGUACCGAAGAUAUUUUAGCCGAGUAACUUCAAAACCUGACACAAUCGUGAUUACUCUUUGAAUUUGUGAUCAUGUGUAUGUAGGAGUGCGUGCUUACUGUUUCCAAAAUCUGCAGCCAUUUUGAAACCAAAUAAGCACAAGCCAAUCUCCUGUGUGGGAUAACAAUCAGGGAACUGGAGAACAAUCACACAGCUGAAAAUGUUUUGGAAAAAUGUCAUAAUUUUCUAAAGCUUUUUAGUAUUUCUUUCUCCGGCUGGAAUGACAAUCGCAAUUUUGCCCAUUGCUGCAACGUGCGGGUUGUCUGUUGGAGAGAUGACAUUUAUCGGCAUUUUUAAGGGCAAGCAAUAUUCAAGCCAGUGGAAUGAAGUAAAAUCUUAGGGAUCUGUUGCAUUUGCAAUCAAACUGAUGGUCCCCGAAAUAUGGCCGUGUUCUCAAUUGAAACUCUACAAAUAUCUUUGUUAGAGGAACAUUUUGGUUUAAUGCUACAGAGAUGCAUUUUUAUUUUGUUUCACUCCAGGUGUAAAUGUCUUGAGCACUGAUCCAAUCUCAAUGUGCUGAUACACAUAUGUAUCAACCUUUCAUUCAAGUGCUUUCUUUCACCAAACUGCCAGUGGUAUAUUCAGCUUCACUGAGAAGUUAGUAAGAACAGCUUCUGUACAUUUAAAGAAAACAUUUCUUCUAACACACAGACACAUUUGGGUAUAGGAGGUUUAUACACCCUUUCGUGACAACUGCUAUGUUAGCAUUUUGCGACGACACAGCCACUGUUUCUCAAUGUAAG